This is a messenger RNA of Anneissia japonica, 549 nucleotides long. RefSeq lists its product as uncharacterized. Lineage: Eukaryota; Metazoa; Echinodermata; Crinoidea; Comatulida; Comatulidae. The record is from RefSeq and is a predicted model, not a curated record. The transcript has 6 exons. The coding region runs from base 16 to 423 and encodes 135 amino acids.
UUCUAUGCAAGUACGAUGCAACAAGGUAGACGAAGAAGGCAGGUGCAGGGGAAUUUUGCAGUAGGUGAUAGAGUUAUGGCCUUAUGGCCACCAAGUGGAACAUGGCACCCAGCCAGCAUAAAGGAGUUUAUUAGAGGCAAGUAUAAAGUUCAAUACCAUGAAGAUAGACUAACAAGAUAUUUGUUUGAACAUCAAAGAAUGGAAAGUUGCCUACUCAGCAAGGGAAAAAUCUGCAAAACAUCACCAUCGAAAGUGAAAAUAAUCUCUCUAGCGAUGAGUCUGAUAGCGACAAGGAAAAUGUUGGCGGAGAUGAAGGUUCAAUGGAUUCUGCAAGAGAGCAUGCCCAACCCAGGGGCACUAAAAGAAAAUGGAGUGAGGCAGAAAUCACAGCAAUACAGACAAUUGCACCAAUGCUGCAUCUAAAACUUCCUGGAAAAGAAACAAUCACAAAUCUGCAAAGAAAAUAUCCAGUUUUAAAGGAUAGAACGUGGAAAAACAUAAAGGAUUACUGCCGAAACAACAAAAACAAGCUGUUGAAACAAUAAAGUG